This is a messenger RNA of Urocitellus parryii (Arctic ground squirrel), 2532 nucleotides long. It is a transcript of the gene Tas1r2, whose product is annotated as taste 1 receptor member 2. The record is from RefSeq and is a predicted model, not a curated record. NCBI's taxonomy places the organism in Eukaryota, Metazoa, Chordata, Mammalia, Rodentia, Sciuridae. Gene Ontology annotation, biological process: G protein-coupled receptor signaling pathway; sensory perception of sweet taste. Gene Ontology annotation, molecular function: sweet taste receptor activity; G protein-coupled receptor activity. Gene Ontology annotation, cellular component: sweet taste receptor complex; plasma membrane.
AUGGGGCGCCCGGGGAGGACGUUCCCCUCCCUGAUCUUCUUGCUGCAGGUCCUGGCCGGGCCGACCCGGACCAGCGAGAACUCCGAGUUCUAUCUGGCUGGGGACUACCUGCUGGGGGGCCUCUUCACCCUCCAUGCCAACAUGAAGGGCCCUGCCCAUCUCGACGUCCUGCAGGUGCCCAAGUGCGAGGAGUACGACCUGAAGGUGCUGGGCUACAACCUGAUGCAGGCCAUGCGCUUCGCGGUGGAGGAGAUCAACAACCACAGCAGCCUGCUGCCCGGCCUGCUGCUGGGCUACGAGAUAGUGGACAUCUGCUACCUCUCCAACAACGUGCAGCCCGUGCUCUACUUCCUGGCACAGGAGGACUACUUCCUGCCCAUCCUCGAGGACUACAGCGACUACGUGCCCCGCGUGGUGGCUGUCAUUGGCCCUGACAACUCCGAGUCCACCAAGACGGUGGCCAACUUCCUCUCCCUCUUUCUCCUCCCACAGAUCACCUACAGCGCCAUCUCUGACCAGCUGCGUGACAAGCAGCGCUACCCAGCCAUGCUGCGCACGGUGCCCAGCGCCAGCCACCACAUCGAAGCCAUGGUGCAGCUGAUGCUCCACUUUGGCUGGAACUGGAUCGUGGUGCUGGUGAGCAACGACGACUAUGGCCGGGACAACAGCCAGCGGCUGGGCGACCGGCUGGCGGAGGGCAGCGACAUCUGCAUCGCCUUCCAGGAGGUGCUGCCCAUGCCCGAGCCCGACCAGACGCUGACGCCCGACCAGCAGGCGCACCUGAGCCGCAUCCUGCUCAAGCUGAAGCAGACCACGGCGAGCGUGGUGGUGGUCUUCUCCCCCGAGCUGGCCCUGCAUGUCUUCUUCGACCAUGUGCUGCGCUGGAACAUCACCAACACCGUGUGGAUCGCCUCCGAGUCCUGGGCCAUCGACCCUGUCCUGUACAACCUCACCGAGCUGCGCCACACGGGCACCUUCCUGGGCAUCACCACCCAGAAGGUGCCCAUGCUGGGCUUCAGCGAGUUCCGCGUGCGCCGCGCUCAGGACGGACCGCCGCCCCCCAACAUGACCAGCUCGUGGGCCACCUGCAACCAGGAGUGCGACGCCUGCUUGAACAUCACCGAGUCCUUCAACACCAUCCUCACCAGCUCCGGGGAGCGCGUGGUCUACAGCGUGUACUCGGCCGUCUACGCCGUGGCCCACGCCCUGCACAGCCUCCUGGGCUGCACCCAGACCCACUGUGCCAAGGAGGUGGUCUACCCCUGGCGGCUACUCGAGAAGAUCUGGAAGGUCAACUUCACCCUCCUGGGCAACCAGAUCUUCUUUGACCAGCAAGGGGACGUGCCCAUGAGCCUGGAAGUCAUCCAGUGGCGGUGGGAUCUGCCACUGAACCCCUUCCCGAGCGUCGCCUCCUACUACCCCUCGGAGCGGCGGCUCAGGAACAUCCACAACAUCUCCUGGCACGCCCACAACAACACGGUCCCCACGUCCAUGUGCUCUAAGAACUGUGAGCUGGGACAGAGGAAGAGGCCGGUGGGCAUCCACCCCUGCUGCUUCGAGUGCAUCGACUGCCCCCCGGGCACCUUCCGCAACCAGACCUCAGAUGAGUAUGUGUGCCAGCCCUGCCCGAGCUCCACGUGGUCCGACAGGAAAGACACCUCCUGCUUCCAGCGGCGGCUGACCUUCCUCGAGUGGCACGAGGCACCCACCAUCUUCGUGGCCCUGCUGGCCGCCCUGGGCUUCCUCAGCACGCUGGCCAUCCUGGUCAUAUUCUGGUGGCACUUCCCGACGCCCAUGGUGCGCUCGGCCGGGGGCCCCAUGUGCUUCCUGAUGCUGGGGCCGCUGCUGCUGGCCUACGCCAUGACGUGGGUGUACGUGGGGCCGCCCUCCGUCUUCCGGUGCCUGUGCCGCCAGGCCUUCUUCACCCUCUGCUUCACCAUCUGCAUCUCCUGCAUCACCGCGCGCUCCUUCCAGAUCAUGUACGUCUUCAAGAUGGCCCGCCACCUCCCGCGGGCCUACGGCUUCUGGGUCCGCUACCACGGGCCCUACGCCUUCGUGGCGCUCAUGACGGCCAUCAAGACGGCCAUCGUGGUGGGCAACAUGCUGGGCACCAGCACCAACCCCACCGUCCGCUCCGACCCCGAGGAUCACCACGUCAUGAUCGUCUCCUGCCACCCCAACUACCGCAACGGGCUGCUCUUCAACACCAGCAUGGACCUGCUGCUGUCCGUGGUGGGCUUCACCUUCGCCUACCUGGGCAAGGAGCUGCCCACCAACUACAACGAGGCCAGGUUCAUCACCCUCAGCAUGACCUUCUCCUUCACCUCCUCCGUCUCCCUCUGCACCUUCAUGUCGGUGCACGACGGCGUGCUGGUCACCAUCAUGGACGUCUUGGUCACGGUGCUCAACUUCCUGGCCAUCACCCUGGGGUACUUCGGCCCCAAGUGCUACCUGAUCCUCUUCUACCCCGAGCGCAACACCACGGCCUACUUCAACAGCAUGAUCCAGGGCUACACCAUGCGGAAGGACUAG